AUGCACUUUGGCCUUCCCUCAUCGGCUACGCACUGCGAGGGUUGGUACGUACAGAAACCAAAGGGCAUUUUUUCAAACCGUAUUGCAUACAUAACAUACACGCUCGUCGCCAACCAUACUAUAUCGCAUCGCGGCCGGAUAGAUGGUAACUUUUCGGCGCCAAAAGUUGGGGUCGGGAAUGCUACUACUCUACCUACCAAACCCGGUUACGGGGGUUACGGGGGAGAGGAGUGGAAAAGUUUCACCAAUGAGGGCCGAAAAAAUGCAGCCCGUCUGACAUACAUACAUGUAGAUGUCUCAUUUUCUCAGGAGGGUUUCGACAGGCGCAAGAUGUAUAAUCCGAGAUGA
Morchella importuna is the source of this 348-nucleotide messenger RNA. RefSeq lists its product as uncharacterized. Lineage: Eukaryota; Fungi; Ascomycota; Pezizomycetes; Pezizales; Morchellaceae. The coding region runs from base 1 to 348 and encodes 115 amino acids. The transcript is spliced from 3 exons. The record is from RefSeq and is a predicted model, not a curated record.